Molecule: messenger RNA, 1630 nt
Organism: Helianthus annuus (common sunflower)
Lineage: Eukaryota; Viridiplantae; Streptophyta; Magnoliopsida; Asterales; Asteraceae
Product: phosphoribosylaminoimidazole-succinocarboxamide synthase, chloroplastic
Exons: 12
Coding region: 188-1405 (405 amino acids)
Biological process (GO): 'de novo' IMP biosynthetic process
Cellular component (GO): cytoplasm; chloroplast stroma
Molecular function (GO): phosphoribosylaminoimidazolesuccinocarboxamide synthase activity
Source: RefSeq, a predicted model, not a curated record
UAAAAAGAACCUUACCAGUUACCACCUGUUUUUACAGGAUCGAAUCUCCAAAGAACCAAAACCCUAAUUCAUACCAUCUUCUUUCAAUCUCCCAAAAGCACCGGUUCCUGCUUCAUUUUUCAAUCUCUCCCCUAAAGAUGGCGUAAAAUCACAAAUUCUCGUCAUCAAUACUACAAUCCAACAAAAAAUGGCCUGUAUUCCAACCUUAAACCCUCCUAAAACCCUAGGCACCAUCACAUCAUCCUCAUCCUAUUCACUCCAAAACAGUUCAUCCUUUUCAUCACCAGCAAAAACCCACUUCAAAUCCACACAAAUUUCGCAUAAAUUUCCCAACUUUAGUAUUGUAAUGGCAACCAAACAGCAGGAACAUGAACCCAAUUUGAAUGUUUUAACAAACAGUGACCGUAGAGAUGAAGUUAUUAUUGCUGCUAAAAGGUCGAUUUCUAAUUGCCUUUCGGAGACGAAUCUGCAUCUUAAUAUUCCUGCUCUUAAAUCUAAAACCAGAGGCAAGGUUAGAGAUAUCUAUGAUGGAGGUGAUUAUCUUGUACUAGUGACGACGGAUAGACAAAGUGCUUUCGAUAGAGUUCUUGCUUCGAUUCCGUUUAAAGGACAGGUUCUUAAUGAUACAAGUUUAUGGUGGUUCAACCAAACCCAGCACAUUGCUCCCAAUGCUAUAAUAGCCGUCCCUGAUCAGAAUGUUACCAUUGCAAAGAAAUGUUCCGUUUUCCCUGUCGAGUUUGUUGUGAGAGGAUACGUGACUGGAAGUACUGAUACAUCAUUAUGGACCGUUUACAAGAACGGUGUGCGAAAUUACUGUGGCAAUAUUCUUCCUGAAGGAAUGGUGAAGAAUGAAAGGCUACCUGCAAAUAUAAUCACGCCAACUACCAAAGCUGCAGAUCACGAUGUUCCUAUUAGUCCAGACGAGAUUGUGCAACAAGGGUUGAUGAGUCAAGCUGAUUAUGAUGAAGCAAGUAGCAAAGCAUUACGUUUGUUUGAGUACGGCCAGCGUGUGGCAUCAGAACAUGGUGUGAUACUAGUUGAUACAAAAUAUGAAUUUGGAAAGGGCCCUGACGGUUCGGUGCUAUUGAUUGAUGAGGUCCAUACACCUGACUCAAGCAGAUACUGGUUAGCCCAUUCUUACGAAUCCCGUUUUCAGAAUGGUCUUGAACCAGAGAAUGUCGAUAAGGAGUUCUUGAGGUUGUGGUUCAAAAAUCACUGCAAUCCCUAUGAGGACGAGGUCCUCCCUGAUGCUCCAGAAGACCUUGUUACUGAACUGGCUUGGCGAUACAUUUUCUUGUUUGAGACGAUAACAAGAUCAAGAUUUCAGAUACCUGAGACUACGGAGCCCAUACAUGAUCGAAUAACGCGCAACGUCUCAAAGGCAUUGUCAUUAAUACAGAACUAAUUCUCCCUUCGUUAACUAUGGUCGUGGGUUCUGUUUCUCUUUUCUUUGCUAAAAGUUUGAGGUUUAUAAUUUUAAUUGGUUUUAUGGCUUGCAGUUUAAUGCAAGAACUAUGAACCUACUUUCAACCAAUUAUAAUGUUUGAUCAAUAUAACUCUUAAUACCAUCAUCCUCUAACCUGAGAGCAUGAUCAGUUUCUGCUAUCCAGAAACAUUCUUGAUCGCGGUG